CGUACAUUCAAGUCUCCUGGUACUCGUAUUGUAAUCUUCCCCUUCCCUUUCCCUUGCCCUUUCGGUUGCCUCCAGAAGAGAGUGCUCUUGGGUCGUGGCCUGUUCGGCUUUGGAUUCGUAUUCUUAUAUUAUUGCUCUUCCCUCAUCCGUCUUCUUUCUUUUCUCUGUCCCUCCCCAUCUGUCCAACUCCGACUCCUCACACUCAUCCAACCCGCCCUCCCCGGGUGUUCCCUGUAAAACCAGACCCUCCGCGCCGGGUCCGAAUCCCAACUCCACGGCUUGGGUUUUUCUGACGACUCCAAUACCGAUUCUCAUUUCCCGCCCAAUUCGACCACCACUUGAGAAGCUUUGAAAUUGAGAUUCCCCUCCCAAAGUCCCGACGAUUCUGAAUAUUCUGGAUGGAAUGAUCUGAUCGCCCAACCGUUCCUCAAUCGAUAUUGAUAUCGAGCUGCGACCGAGCAUUCGCCAGUGCAUUCUUGAAGCCCACUCGCAAAUCGCAUCAAAACCGGGCCCGAAAUUCCCCUCCCGUCAUGGCACCGCAAGACACUGCCGGCCGCCCCAGUGAGGACAAACCGGAGGGCUUUUCCAAGUAUAUCAAGCGCAUGAAAACUGUUCUGCGCGCACGCUCUAGUUCGAAGCGCCAAUCCGUGGUGGCCGCCCCCGAACCCGCCGAGGCAUCAUCAAGUACACCAGCUCCUCCAGCUACAACCGCGCUCACCUCUCAGCCCGAACCAAACGUCCCCGCGGAACCAACGCUGGUCACCGAUUACAGCGCCCUCCAACAAGAGAAAGCGCGCGCCAUCUUCGCCAAAUACGGCCUCACCCUCGAACCGGGUGAAUGGAAAUCUCCAACGGACAUCCAAUUCGCCCGAGUCACCAAGCCAAUCCGCAUGCGCGUCCACCGGACCUGCCACCGCUGCGAAACCACCUUCGGCCCGGAAAAGGUCUGCGUCAACUGCCAACACCCCCGAUGCAAGAAAUGCCCUCGCUUCCCACCAACCUGCGAAACGGGCGACAAUGAGCAACCGCGCGUGCCCCGGCCUCGCGUCGCCGAAAUUCGCGCCCGGCAACCGGGCACGCUCCCUAUUACGCCGCAUCUCAAGUUGACGGGUAACCCGGCGGCGCCGUUGGUGAUGCCCUCGCGCACGGGCGGCCAGGAUCUGGUUCGGAAACAGGUCGUUCAGCGUGUGCGCAGGCGGUGCCACUCGUGCGAGACGGUGUUUGCGCCUGGUUUGAAAGUGUGCUCGUCGUGUAGCCAUGUGCGGUGCAAGAAAUGCCCGCGCGAUCCGCAUAAGCCGGACAAGUACCCCGAUGGAUAUCCCGGAGAUGUGGAGCCUCCGAGACUGAAGCCUGAGCGAACGUACAGGAGGCCACGGCAGAGAGUGCAUUACAUUUGCCACGUUUGUAGAGCGGAUUACAAUGAGGGUGCAAAUAUGUGUGGGAAGUGUGGGCAGUCAAAGUGUGCGGAAACCAUACGGAUUCCGCCGAAGAAGGUGAAACGAGAACCGGACCCCGAAGUCGUUCGGAGCGUUGAAGAGAAGAUAGCAUCCUUACGGAUUGCACAGUGAUGCCCUUGUCUGGUACAGCGCCUUCAAUGCCCGUGCAAAUCAAUUUCAAAUAUCGUUCAUAAAAUUGCUACUAUUGCAUUGGAAAUGAUACUCCUCCAUUUUCUUCCGGUUCCCUCCAGUCUAAUUUCUGUAUGGCAGUGAUGA
Messenger RNA from Penicillium brasilianum, 1712 nucleotides. Lineage: Eukaryota; Fungi; Ascomycota; Eurotiomycetes; Eurotiales; Aspergillaceae. The record is from the annotation of a GenBank genome assembly.